GCCUUCCCGAUUCAUUUUGCCGACAUGGCGCAGGCGGAGGCGCAGCAGCGAGGGGACGAGAGACGGCAAAGCUUCUGAAAUUACAUUUUACAGCAAAGCAACGCCGCGGAAAGCCCGAUUCUAACAGGAUCUUUUAGUUUUACACGCUUUAGAUCCCAGUCCUGCUUUUGGGUUAACAAAACUGAAGAUUAAAGAUGAUGUCCGAUGCCAGUGAUAUGUUGGCAGCCGCUUUGGAGCAAAUGGAUGGCAUUAUAGCAGGAUCCAAAUCCCUUGACUAUUCCAAUGGGAUCUUUGACUGCCAGUCUCCAACCUCACCAUUCAUGGGAAGCCUGCGGGCGCUGCACCUAAUCGAGGAUCUCAGGGGUGUUUUGGAGCUCAUGGACACAGAAGAGAGAGACGGAUUGCGCUGUCAGAUACCCGACUCGACAGCACGCAGUCUGGUGGACUGGCUACAGGGACACCUAUCAAAUGGGCACAUUUCAGUCACUGGUGAUAUUUACCAGGACAGACUUAAUCGCCUUGAAAGUGACAAGGAGUCCCUUGUGCUUCAGGUGAGUGUCUUGACAGACCAAGUGGAAGUGCAAGGAGAAAAAAUAAGAGACCUAGAUUUGUGCCUUGAGGAACACCGUGAAAAACUGAAUUCAACUGAGGAAAUGCUACAACAGGAACUUAUCUCUAGGUCAACGCUUGAGGCCCAGAAGCUGGAGCUGAUGGCUGAGAUUUCCAAUUUAAAGCUAAAGCUGACUGCCAUGGAGAAAGAGAGAAUGGACUUUGAUGAAAGAUUCAGAGAUAGUGAGGGUUUGAUCUUAGAAAAUAACGAGUUGAGGUAUCGCAUUUCCGAGAUGGAGAACGAACGGUUGCAGUACGAGAAGAAACUGAAGUCCACCAAGUCGCUAAUGGCAAGACUGUCUAGCCUGAAAAUCAAAAUGGGCCAGAUGCAGUAUGAAAAACAGAGGACGGAACACAAAAUCCAGGCACUCGAGGAGGACCUGGCUAUAUUAAGAAGGCAGCUGGAUGGUAAAGAUGGAGAACUAAGGCGGCUACAGGAUGAGACGGGGUCCAGAUCGCCCACACCUGCAGGCUUAGAAACCACUGAGAGAGAGGAUACUUUUAAGCAGAAGCUCAAAGAGAAACAUUUGGAAGUGCAAAGAAUGAAGAAAGCGGUUGAGUCACUUCUGGCAGCCAAUGAAGAGAAGGAUCGCAAGAUCGAUGAGCUCCGGCAGUUGCUUACACGUUACAAGAAGGUGCAAGACAUGGUCAUGUCAGUGCAAGGGAGAAAAGAAAAAUGUAAUGACGAAGAAAGCGAUGAUAGUCACAGUGACAGCUCUCUCUCCAUGUCCACCGCGAUGUCUGUUUCCGUGGACACCGAGAAGUCCGUCCUGUCAUGUGCUGAGGAAGUGAAGAGCCAAGAUGAGACGACGAUGUUUGUCAGCACGCUGCAGGUGCCUUCGCUCUCAUCCACACCACAAGCCAGAUUAGAGACUGAUGCAGACCUGGAGCUAGUGCAGCCACAGAGUGAUGCAGUGCAUCAGGAGCAAAGCCAGUCACAGGAGCCUGCCAUAAAUACCAGUCUGGAAAGACUGAACGUCCCCAAAUCUAGCAGCCUGAGCACACUGGACGGCAGCACAAGUGAAAAGAGGCCUCUGGCAGUUGGAAAGAGUCCAGCAGAGAGUCGUGCUUUUGACGAGUUCAACAAAAUCACGACCUUGCCGCCGAAGUCCACUAACAGCUCCCGUACUGUUGAAGAUGACGCUUUUGGUACAAAGAAAGCGAGAUCCUCAUUUGGACGAGGUUUCUUUAAACUCAAAGGCAACAAGAGAACAGCCAGUGCUCCAAAUCUGGCUGAGACAGAGCGUGACGGCAUGGACCAUCUGGAUCUUGCAGGGAUGCCACAGAAGUCAAGCAACAGUGACAGCACACAUACUCUUUCCAGCUGCCUAGAGGGCAAGAAGAAAUCAAAGGGAAUCAAAGCAUUCUUAGGAAAGCUUACAAGAAGUCAGUCAACCACAUUCACUUUGGAUGACAACCUAUCAGAGAAUGAGUUCAAGCGCGGAGGAGUCCGAGCCACAGCCGGGCCUAGGCUGGGAUGGUCACGUGACCUGCACAACCCAAACAGUGAGGUGGAUGCUCCGUUUGCACGCUGGUCCCGGGAGCAGGUGUGUGACUGGAUGCAGGAGCAGGGACUCGGGCUGUAUGUGAACCUGGCCAGACAGUGGAUUUCCUCAGGACAGACUCUUCUUCAGGCUUCAACACAGAACUUAGAAAAGGAGCUAGGGAUCAAGCAUCCUCUCCACAAAAAGAAACUGCAACUGGCUCUUCAAGCUCUGGGUUCUGAGGAAGAUGACAACAAAGGCAAACUAGAUUACCAAUGGGUAACAAGGUGGCUUGAUGAUAUUGGACUUCCUCAGUACAAAACUCAGUUUGAUGAGGCAAGAGUGGAUGGCAGAAUGCUUCACUACAUGACUGUGGAUGACCUGCUGUCUCUGAAAGUGGGCAGCGUGUUGCAUCACCUCAGCAUUAAGCGAGCGAUCCAAGUGCUCCGCCUCAGCAAUUACGAGCCCAACUGUCUGCGUCGCAGACCCUCAGACGAGAACAACAUCACUCCGGCUGAAAUCUCUCAGUGGACCAAUCACCGUGUGAUGGAGUGGCUGCGCUCUGUAGAUCUGGCAGAAUACGCACCCAAUCUGAGAGGCAGCGGAGUCCAUGGAGGACUGAUGGUUCUCGAGCCUCGCUUCAAUGUGGAAACCAUGGCGCUGCUUCUAAACAUUCCUCCCAACAAGACCUUGCUCCGAAGACACCUGGCCACACAUUUUAACCUGCUGGUGGGCUCUGAGGCCCAGCAGUCGAAGCAGGAGUGUAUAGAGAACCCUGAUUACACUUUACUCACUGCAACCGCUAAGGUCAAGCCUCGAAAACUGGCAUUUGGGAGCUUUGGGACUUUGAAGAAAAAGAGGCAGGAGGAUAGUGAGGAGUAUGUGUGUCCCAUGGAUGUGGAGAUGCCAAAAGGACACAGUUUCCAGAAGGGCCUCAGAGGGCUGGAGCUGCACAUUUACGAGGAUGACCUGGACCGCCUAGAACAGAUGGAGGAUUCAGAGGGAACAGUGCGACAAAUUGGGGCUUUUUCAGAAGGCAUCAACAACUUGACGAGUAUGCUGAAAGAUGAUGAGUUCUUUAAUGAGAUUGCAACAUCGUCCCCCAACCCCAGCGUGACUGACGAUGACUCCAAUGUUUAAAGACUUUUUUUUGGACAUGACUGUCCAUAGCUGCUGUGAUCACAACUUGACUGUGCCAACCUCUCUGCACAUCUCGCUUUCUCUCUCUUUUUUUAUCUUUCUUUUUCUCGAUCUGUCAGUGCUAACUAUACCUUAUAAGUGUAUUCACUUAAUGUAAAAGAACCACAUCACAGUAUUUGCCUCAGUACAGUGCAGAGUAGGUGUCAUUCUUUAAGCUAAAAUAUGGGUCAUGGGUGUGUAUAUGUUUCCCUGAAGCAGCUGCGUGUAUUGAAUUGUCAGUCUUGUCUUUGCCUAAAAUUGUAUGAAUACAAUGUAAUUAUGCUUCAGGGACACAUUUUUAUAGAGAGUUUUUAAUGAGAGAAAAAAUGGCAGCCCUACUGUAGUUUGCCUCCCAAUUGGGAACUGGAUCGUUGAUGCAGUUUUUUCGACUGGCCUUCCACUCUCAUUCUUUAUGUCCAAUAUGGCAAACAGCACAAUGACACUUUUAGCCUCUGAUUAAUCGGAUUUAAACACUUUGCGGGAACAACAGCCAAAUUCUACAAUGACCACAUGAUGUCUGCCAUAUUUAUAUUUUUCUCAAAACAUUUCACAGUAUUUUAUAAAUUUAUACAAGGUGCAUUGGCAUGUGAUAUUUAUAACAGUAUGAAAAAUCUUCUGAAAGAAUGGUGGCCCAUCCGGGUUACAUUCCUAAAUUGUCCCCAGUGUUCUUUGGAAAUACACCAUAUAAACCAUGACCUAUAGCCAAGAUAAGACAAUAACUGAAAAUAAAAUGGAAUGAAAACACAGUACCAUGUAUUGGAUGCCCUGUUUGUAUAGUUGCAUGUUAUUUAAGCGUUUCAGUUUUUAUUUAUAUAUAUAUAUAUAUAUAUAUAUAUAUAUAUAAUAUAUAAAUGUGUGUAUAUAUAUAUAUAUAUAUAUAUAUAUAUAUAUAUAUAUAUAUAUAUAUAUAUAUAUAUAUAUAAAUGUAUAUAUAUUUUGCAACAAUUAACAUAUCAAAAACUGUUCUUACUGUUCUUUGAUUACUCAUCAAAGCAAUGAUUUUUUGGCAUCCAUACUUGUGCAUUAUGCUCAAAGGUGAAUAAAUAAAAAAAUAUAGCACAGUCUCA
Messenger RNA from Silurus meridionalis, 4339 nucleotides. RefSeq names its product PPFIA binding protein 1b (gene ppfibp1b). Gene Ontology annotation, biological process: neuromuscular junction development. Gene Ontology annotation, molecular function: protein binding. The transcript is spliced from 29 exons. Bases 195 to 3233 code for a protein of 1012 amino acids. The record is from RefSeq and is a predicted model, not a curated record. Lineage: Eukaryota; Metazoa; Chordata; Actinopteri; Siluriformes; Siluridae. Gene Ontology annotation, cellular component: presynaptic active zone.